This is a messenger RNA of Hyaloperonospora brassicae, 594 nucleotides long. The record is from the annotation of a GenBank genome assembly. NCBI's taxonomy places the organism in Eukaryota, Oomycota, Peronosporomycetes, Peronosporales, Peronosporaceae.
AUGCGACAAUGCGAUCCAACAACACCUGCAUCGUCUUUGGAGCAGAGCGCAAUCGAGACGAGAAGCGAAACGACUGUGUCAGCGUUUCGGAAACUGCGCGAGGCGCUGCUGGCCAACCCGUUCAAAGACGGCCGUGACAAUGUGCCGGCAGCAGUCGUUGCUGUUUCUGGGCUCUUCAUCGGUUCGUACGGUGCCGCCUCCAACUUGGAAGCGCUGGCAGAAACAAAGAUCACCCACAUCCUCUGUGUAGCACCGUCACUACCACUCAAAUUUCCAGAAACGUUCACGUACUUGCAGCUGAAAGUCGCGGAUCGACCUUCAGUCACUAUCUCUGCCUUCUUUGACAGAGCUUUUGACUUUAUCGACAGCGCGCUAUCGCUUCGAGGAAAAGUGCUCGUGCACUGCUUCAUGGGACGAUCCAGGUCGGCAACGAUCAUUCUCGCGUUCUUGAUCACGCGUCACGGCUAUACGCUUUCCGAUGCACUCUGUGCAUUGCGUCGCACUCGACCUCAAGCCCAGCCGAACAGCGGAUUCUACCGCGAGUUGAUUGCGCUGGAAGCAAAGCAGAAGCAGCUUCGCGAACAAGGAGCCUAA